CAGCAAAUGGCCAGCGACAUCGAUUCUGGACCUUCUUACAUCAUCUUCAGGGUUAGCAACCCUAAGAUAUAGCCAUCACACCUACUAUCUUCACCCAACUCAUGGCACGAUUACGAAGCGCGCGCUCUGUUAGCCGGAAGAAUUCUCCCAUUUCACCUCCCAGACCAUCAUCUUCAUCGGCUCUCCACGCCCAACCGACCUCGGCCCAACAGCCACUGCGCGCACGAAGUCACGACAUCACUGGCGCCCAUCAACAAUGGCAACAUGUUGUGCAAGGGCUAGGUACAGUGGGCGAAGAACCAGAUCUUCAACAGGACACUCCCCAUGAUUCAGCGUCCAUUCAAUUUGGGUCGGACACGUCACGGAAUACCGAAGACGACCUCGAGGACCUCGAUCGAGAUGCGAUUAUUGAUGUCCUUGCCGACCUCUACGACGACUCGAACAAUGUCUUUGCCCUAUUUGACAACCUCAAUGACAAUUCUCUCCACAGCUACUGUGACGCCCUGUGGAAGCAACACUCUUCUCCACGAUUGCGAUUUCGUCGUCGCGAGGCGCAAUUUCUGGGUGGUCUGGAGACAUACGGCACCAGCGACUUCAUUCUCCCCGAGCUGAUUGUCUUGAAGAUUGCAGGAAAAGUCAACAUCCGUGAUGUGGCUGUAGGCCCUGCCCUCCAAACCCUUCCGAUCAUCUACAUUGCGAACCUCUCAUCGGCGAUUCUUCACGUGUUCAGCCUAUUGCCAGAACACCAAGCCACGUUCACACAACACAUAUACAAUGAUAUGUGUCACGAAGACGAUGAUCUCGAUGAACGUGUCCCAUCCGCGUUUGCAGGUCCAAAGCACUAUCCGCUGAGCCCAAAGUUAACAGAUGAUCUUAUCGACCUUAGUGUUGACGUUGUUACUCAAGUCUUCAUACAAGAAGCCCAGGAGAAGCUCGCCUCAGAAAUAUAUUUUGACCCGGACAAAUUGGCCAAAAAGGUCUUCUGGGACGAGCACGAUCAUUAUCAGGGCUAUUCAUCAACAAAGACGCGGCCUAAAGCCAUUCAACGCCUCAGUUCAGUAAGGAAGCACUUCAGGACUGAUUCGCAGAAGCCGCUUGAUCUCGAUGGGCUUAGGCAAGAGUUUCCUUGGCCGGACUUUGCCUUAAAGGUCUUGAAAUGGUCACUGGCACGCAAAGCAGAAUUAGACAACUUGGUCCGGGGAUUAGGUGGUAUCGACACGAUCAUUGACGCCAUCAAGUCGAUUGACAUCGCUGACCUCGAGGAUGCGAAGAAGUUAGCCGACAUGGCAGCUACAACAUCGGCGGAUUAUGUCGCCGCCGCGACAGAGCAGAUAUCGCCUGUAGUCACGACGGAACGGCAAAGACCCGCGACAGAUGCCGGUAGACUGAGGGAGUUACGAGAGAGGCUUUCGGCCAGGAUAUCUGAGGCCAGCAUUGAGCAACCGAACAGCUCUCCACGAGGGAUCACAAGUGGAUUCCAAGCCGUCAACCAACGAGAAAUACCACAGUCCCCGUCAGUAGCAGAGGAUAGUGGAGAGGAUGACGUUGAAGGUAUAGUGCAGGAGGCUGUAGAGGUCGUUGAAGAAGCUGUACAAUCCGGAGAUGUUGAUGACAAUGCUUCGUAUCUUCUCCAUGAAGAUGAGGAACCAGCUGGGCCCGAUUGGUUGUGUAAAGACCCCACACAGGAAAUCGAAUCAACACAGCAGACUCGCAUGGUGCUGUCCGUUCUUCAGGGUCAACAAGAACCGAAUGGCCCAGAGAAUAGACGGCAAGGAGAAGACGGCACCAGCCAACCACAUAAACGAUCUUUCCUCGAUCGUCAGCCCAACGCUCACAAGGUCAAUUUCACCGAAGCUUCAGAUGACGAAGACGCGGCGAACCCUCCCAAGCCGACCAAAAGGCCCCGACCGAUCGAACGUGAAUCCGAGUCUGAAGAGGAGGAGUUCCAACUCGAUACAAGGCCACCUCCGAAGAAGGUCCGGUCUGACGGACCCCAGGGUCGUCAGCUUCCCUGGGACAGGAGUUCGCGACGAGCUCCUUCUUCAAACGUGAGUGUCGUGGUGCCCUCGAAACCGACGGGCGGUCGUGCCACAAGCACACAACCGCGGUCCACACGCGCGAGCGCUCAACCGUCCGGGCAACGCAUCAGUGUCGAGAUUGAGAAGGGUGCCCCGGCCGCCUCCCACGGAGCCCCUCCUUCCAGCGCGCCGCCUCCUCGACAUGCACAGUCCUCGAGUCGCUCUCGUCGCGACACCUCGCCGCCUUUCCCCGACGUCCGCACCGUCAACGCCGAAGCCAAACGCAACACCCAACUCAGCCGGGCACUCCGCGGCGGUGCCGCCGUCCAGGUCCGCAGAGGGUGGACGGAAGCCGAAACCCACCGCCUGAUCGAGUUGGUCGAGUUGGUCAACGGGCCCCUUUGGGUCCGAAUCCAGGAGGAGGACUUUGCGCACGCCGAUGGCCCGGAACUGCGCAAUCGAGAUCAGGUUGCUCUGAAGGACAAGGCCAGGAAUGUGAAGAUGGACUUUCUCAAGGCACGCCGACGCCUUCCCGCCGGGUUCGAAAAAGUCAGUAUAGGGAAUCGGAUGGUCGGCAAAUUGCGGGAAUUGGGCAUCGACUACGUCGAGGGAAGGUUUGAAGGUACCUACGACGACGACGACGAGGUGGAUUAGCGAACUGGGUCAGUUGAGUGUGGCCUACAACGGACCACGUGGAUCGAUGAUUGUAUACGCUUUUUCUUUUUCAUUUGUUUUUCGCCAGGGGAGUGGUUUGUUUAAAGCGUUCA
This is a messenger RNA of Exophiala oligosperma, 2785 nucleotides long. RefSeq lists its product as uncharacterized. Bases 102 to 2672 code for a protein of 856 amino acids. Gene Ontology annotation, molecular function: double-stranded telomeric DNA binding. NCBI's taxonomy places the organism in Eukaryota, Fungi, Ascomycota, Eurotiomycetes, Chaetothyriales, Herpotrichiellaceae. The record is from RefSeq and is a predicted model, not a curated record. Gene Ontology annotation, biological process: telomere maintenance via telomere lengthening. The transcript is spliced from 2 exons.